GUAGGAAGGAAAAGAGUCGUAACGCAGGGAUUUCGAUUGUCGAAUUGUCAUGCGAAAAAAGUUCGUUGAUUUUUCGAUGAGACGCUUUUUAAAAUAUAAUACGUUCAUAAAACGAAUUAAGUCGAUGUAGAAGAAAAAAUCACCGAUUAAAAAGUGGGUUGGGCCGCAAGCCCAAGAGAGUCAAAGUUACGUUAGGUUCCCGCUCUCUGAUAGAUAGAAAGCAUCUCCAAAUAAUACGUGGAGAAUGUCGAGAAGACCUCGAAGAUAUAUAAUCAUAAGAAGAAAAUAUAUUUUUGAAAAAAAAGGACUACAUGUGUCGAUACCCCACGCUCGUGGAAGCUUCCAAAGGAUUGUCAAAACGACGGACAGAGACAAUAGUCCAAGACGAAUUUACAGGUUAUGUUACGUCGAGGUCACCUAAAUCGGAUUAAUUUUACGCAACAGAAACGAUGCAACGUAAUUGCUCGUGCACAAGGGAGUCGAAGUCUACGUUCCAAUUGUGCUCAACGCGAUGAGUACUACGGACGCGUGGAAGUUUGCGAAAAUUGCGAAGUACGUGCUUUUACCUCGGAUUUUGGCGUUCGGGCAACGGCGGACGGACGGUUUACACACGGCGCUACGGACGAAUUCGUCGUCCGUCGCCUCGACAAGUCAAAGUGAUCCGCGUCUUAUCCGCGCCUCGACUAUCCGGCAGUUGAUCAUGGAAUUGGAGAACUGUAAUUCGCAUGGUGAUCAUGGAAACGUAUCACCAUCGACACCGCAAAAUGAUAAUGAUCCUACAGGGCAUAAGAAAUGGUACCGGCAAGCUAGUCAAAGAUAUCCACAAAUGAUUCAAGCUGAUCCAUCAUAUGACGUAGAGAAUAUGGGAACUAUUAGCAUGAUGGCUAGAAAAAUUGCUGCGAAUAGGAUUUUUGUUAACCGUAGUCUUCAUUUAGAAAAUAUUAAAUUUUAUGGAUUUGACAUGGAUUAUACACUGGCGGAAUAUAAAUCUCCGCAAUAUGAGCAGCUUGGAUUUAAUCUCUUAAAAGAUCGUUUAGUAUCUUUGGGAUAUCCACAAGAAAUUAAAGCAUUUGAAUAUGAUCCUAGUUUUCCAGUACGAGGCCUAUGGUUUGAUACUCUUUACGGAAACUUAUUGAAGGUUGAUGCCUACGGGAAUAUAUUAGUCUGUGUACAUGGAUUUGAAUUUUUAAAACACUCUCAGGUUUAUGAACUCUAUCCAAAUAAGUUUUUACAACUAGACGAAUCAAGAGUCUAUGUUUUGAAUACACUGUUCAAUUUACCAGAGACUUAUCUAUUAGCAUGCCUCAUAGAUUUCUUCACGAAUUCUCCGCAAUAUACUAGAGAAAAGACUGGAGUUAAAGAAGGUGAACUUACUAUGAGUUUUAAAAGCAUUUUCCAAGAUGUAAGAAAUGCCGUUGACUGGAUUCACUUGCAUGGAAAUUUAAAAAGUAAGACUAUAGAAAACUUGGAUGAAUAUGUCAAAAAAGAUGAACGGCUUCCAAUGUUUCUUACACGUAUUAGAGAAAGCGGUGCAAAACUAUUUUUGCUAACAAAUAGUGAUUAUGUUUUUACCGAUAAAAUAAUGACCUAUUUGUUUGAUUUUUCACAUGGUGCAAGGCCUGACGAACCACAUCGAAAUUGGAAAACAUAUUUUGAUACUAUUGUUGUUGAUGCCAGAAAGCCAUUAUUUUUUGGAGAAGGUACAAUCUUGCGACAGGUAGAUACUAAAACUGGUGCUUUAAAACUUGGAACACAUAAAGGUCCUCUUCAUACAGGUGAAGUCUAUUCAGGAGGAUCGUGCGAUGUUUUCACAGAAUUAAUCGGCGCGAAAGGUAAAGAUGUAUUGUACGUCGGAGAUCAUAUAUUUGGUGAUAUUUUGAAGAGUAAAAAAAUUAGAGGAUGGAGGACAUUUUUAAUAGUGCCAGAAUUAGUUCAGGAAUUACAUGUAUGGACAGACAAAUGUCAAUUGUUCGCAGAAUUACAAAAUUUGGAUGUAAUGCUAGGAGAGAUGUACAAAAACUUGGAUAGUAGCACAAAGGAAAAGCCAGAUAUAUCUAAACUUCGAGCUUCCAUAAGAGAUGUCACGCACAAAAUGGAUUUAGCAUAUGGUAUGAUGGGAUCAUUAUUUCGUAGCGGAAGUAGGCAGACAUUUUUCAGUAGUCAAGUAGUGAGGUAUGCAGAUUUGUAUGCUGCCACUUUCCUUAAUUUGAUUUAUUAUCCAUUCUCAUAUAUGUUCAGAGCACCUGCUAUGCUGAUGCCACACGAGAGUACAGUUGCUCAUGAACAAAGAUUUGUUAUGGAAACACCUAUGAUCAGUCGAUCAAGAACAUUUAAACUUUCAGAAGAAGAAGAAGAACAAAAUCGACUGACUGCUAAAGCUAUGUAUAUGGAUCACUUAAAUAGUCAAAUUCCACAUGCAAGGCCUGAAACACCACGCAAUGUAACACAUACGCAUGAUGAAGACUGCAGUGAUGAGGAUAGCGAUUCUCAAAAGCAAGGGAACUGUACUAAGGCGUGCUCAAAAAAUCUUAACUGUAAUUAAUUUGUUAUAAUACUAAUUACAUAACUUCUUUAAAAAAUUUAUUAAAUUUAACUUUAUAAAAUUUUUCGUUUGAGAUUAAUAUUAGCCCAGGAUGCUAUUUAGUUAAGUUCUAAAGCAGGAAAUUUAAUUGUUUAUAUAUAUAUAUAUACAUAUAUACAUAUAUAUAUAUACAUAUAUACAUAUAUAUAUAUACAUAUAUACAUAUAUAUAUAUACAUAUAUACAUAUAUAUAUAUACAUAUAUACAUAUAUAUAUACAUAUAUAUAUAUAUAUAUAUAUAUAUACAUAUAUAUAUGUUUUGAUAAUGCUUUUCAUGUUUUCAAUCGACUGUUACAUAUCUUGUAAUCUACCGAAUUCUAUAUGCAUUAUACGAGGCUUCAUAAUUUUUUUUAUAUUGCAAUAAAAAUUGUAUUUUAACAGUUUUUACAUAUACCCACAUUAUAUGUUAGAUAAAGAAAAUGGCUAUGGAUUCUCAUAGUAUUGAAAGAAAUGUAUAACAUAAUUACUUUGUUAUAUCAUUUACAAUAUAGUAACAUCUGAACAUAAUGUAAAUGAUACAUUGUAACAUAUUAUUUGUUAAAUAUGUGAAGUUAUUUAUUAUAAAUUUUUCAUAUACCAAUUUCUGGAAUUUCAAACAGUAAUAUGUAAAAAUGAGUAGAAUGCAAUAUGUGCAAACAGAUGUAGUUAAUUAUGAUGUACAUAUAAAAUAUGUACCUCACAAAAAUUAUAUAUGCGUGGAACAUAAACAUAAAAUCUUAAAUUUAUAUUUAUUUUAGAAGUAUAUAAAGGCCAUGAGCUUUAUAUAAUAAUAAUAUUUAUGUAACAUCACUAUUAUUAUUAUUUAUGAAUUUAGGUACAUACAUUAAGAUUUACAUAUAUAUGACAGAUUAUUUUCGCACAAGAGAGAUUGUGUGUGUAUAUAUAUAUGUGUAUAUAUAUAUAUAUAUAUAUAUAUAUACAUACACACACAUAUAUACAUACAUAUAUAUAUAUUUGAAUAUAUCUAAUUUGUGUUAUUUAAGACAUUGUUGAAUUUGUAAAAUAUGUUUUAUAUUUAUUUCUUAUGCAGUAAUUAUACUAAUAGGAUAUUUAUUGAAGCCAAAGCUGAAUAUCAAUUGUAUGCAAAAUUUAUAGGAUAAGGUUGGUUAUUAGAUUAGCAUUUUUACACGAAAUUUAGCUGAGUAAUAUUUACAAAUAUGUAAAGGUUAUGAUCAAACGUCUAAAGAUAAAUAGCCAAAAGGAAAUAUAGAGUGAGAUUGUCGUGUAAUAAUAAUACUUUGAUGAGAUCUAAUUAUACAAACUGCAUACUCUUUUUUGAUAUAUUUAGUUCAUUAUGCUAAUCCAAAUAAUCUUGUUAAAAUUAUCAAAAAUUUCUAUAUUCGUAUGAGAAGUAGAAAUAAAGUGGAUUUUGAUAAAAAAAUUUACAUUUAUAAUAUUAUGACAAUAUUAAUCGUGUAUAAUGAUAAGUAAUUGUUCAGAUUUCAUGCAGUUUGUAUUAGUGUUAAUAUUGCUAAUUAAAGAUCUCUUUCAUAAUUGACAUUAGAAUGCAUUAACAUUGUUUUAACUAAAUAGUCAAUUCAACAAAUCAAGUGUUAUAUGUAAUAUUGCAAGAGUUUGAUAUUAAAUUAAAAAGAGAUAAAUAUGUUAAACAAAACAAAAAAAAAUUGUAUAAAAUUAUUCUUAGAAUAGAGACAACUUUUGUAAUAACUUCGCACAAUAAUAGCAGUUAAAAAUGUCUUAUUGAAUUAAAUAAUUAAUGAAAACAUGUGAUUUUGAAUUGGAUAAAUUAUAAAUAAUUGCAUUGUAUUGUAUAGUUUGUAUAAUAGAUUACAUUUUUAAUAAAGGACGUAGUAAUAUA
Molecule: messenger RNA, 4400 nt
Organism: Vespa velutina
Lineage: Eukaryota; Metazoa; Arthropoda; Insecta; Hymenoptera; Vespidae
Gene: Nt5b
Product: cytosolic purine 5'-nucleotidase
Exons: 11
Coding region: 512-2542 (676 amino acids)
Molecular function (GO): 5'-nucleotidase activity
Source: RefSeq, a predicted model, not a curated record